This is a messenger RNA of Aspergillus steynii IBT 23096, 1600 nucleotides long. RefSeq names its product putative aldehyde dehydrogenase family protein. The transcript has a single exon. Bases 41 to 1534 code for a protein of 497 amino acids. Gene Ontology annotation, molecular function: aldehyde dehydrogenase (NAD+) activity. NCBI's taxonomy places the organism in Eukaryota, Fungi, Ascomycota, Eurotiomycetes, Eurotiales, Aspergillaceae. The record is from RefSeq and is a predicted model, not a curated record.
CAUACCCAGAGCACUCAAUCCUCAAUCCUCAACCACCAAAAUGACCACCCCAAUCCCCCACAUCUCCAACUGGAUCGACGGCACCCACACCACCGCGACCACUACCAGCAUCCCCGUCCUGAACCCCGCCACCGAAGCCCCCCUCGCAACCAUCGACGCCACCUCUCACUCCCAAAUCACCUCUCUCAUCACCACCUCCCUGCAAACCUUCACCACCAGCCCCUGGUGCCGCCCCGAUGCCUCCACCACCCGCUUCACCGUGCUCACCACCGCCGCGCGCCUUCUCCGCGCCCGCAUCCCGGAAUUCAUCACCCUCGAGACGCAACAAACCGGCCGCCCGAUCCGCGAGAUGCGCGCCCAGCUGGCCCGCGUCCCGGAGUGGCUCGAGUACUUCGGGUCCGUGGCACGGGUGCACGAAGGCCGCGUGCCGCCGUUCAAGGGCCCCGUCGUGAACACCCUCACGCGGCUCCCGCUCGGCGUGGUCGCGCAGAUCACACCAUACAACCAUCCGCUGCUGAUCGCGACGAAGAAGAUCGCGGCAGCCCUGGCGGCGGGGAAUGUCGUGAUUGUGAAGCCGUCCGAGCGGGCGCCGCUGUCGGUGCUGAGGCUGGGCGAGCUGUUCAAGGAGGCCGGGCUGCCGGAUGGCGUGUUGCAGAUUGUGUCCGGGUAUGGGUAUGAGACGGGGAAGUGGCUGUGUGAGGACCCGCGCCUGGCGAAGAUCGAUCUCACCGGGGGACUGGGUACGUAUCAGGCGAUUGCCGGGGCGGCGGCGAGGAAUCUGAUUCCCAUCACGGCGGAGUUGGGGGGCAAGGCGCCGGUGUGUUUCCUGGAUGUGGAUGUGGAGGUGGGCGUGAAGGCGGCGCUGUUUGCGGCGUUUAUCGCGAGUGGGCAGACGUGUGUGACGGGGAGUCGGUUGCUGGUGCAUAAGGAUGUCUAUGAGGGGUUUAAGGGGCUGUUGGAGACGAGGGUGAGGGCGUUGAGGGUGGGAGAUCCGUUUGAUGGACGGACGCAGAUCGGGGCGGUGAUCUCGCAGGAGGCAGUGGAGCGGUGCGCGAAGUUUGUGGAGCGCGCGGUGGACGGGGGAGGCAGGGUGUUGUGUGGAGGGAAGGCGAUGAAGGUGGAUGGGAAGGGGUUCUUCUUCGAGCCGACGGUGAUCGAGACGACGGCGGAUUCGGAUCUCGCGUGCAACGAGGUCUUCGGGCCGGUGAUUGCGCUGCUGAAGUGCGAGAGUGAGGAGGAGAUCGUGCGCGUGGCGAAUGGCACCUCGUUUGCGCUGGGGGCGUCGGUCUGGUCGAAUGACUUUGCGCAGGCGCAUCGCGUGGCGGCGCAGAUCGAGGCGGGCAUUGUCUGGAUCAACGGGCAUCAUUUGAAUGAUCCGUCGUCGCCGUGGGGAGGGUUCAAGGAGAGCGGCGUGGGCAAGGAGAACGGCAUGGAGGCGUACGAGAGCUAUACCAAGGUGAAGAGCACCGUGAUGAACUACGGAGUGCCGCCGGCCUGGUUUGACGACGAGCCGGAGGGGGCGAGAUAUGGUUGAUCUUGCUUUAUAUGGAGGGUCUGAUAGCCAUUUGAUAUUCAAAUAGUACAAGGAUUGAAGAUUGAG